ACCGCGUUCGAACCACCCUGUACAUCUACUGUCAGCUUGACGUCUGCUUUAAAACUGCAACAUUUUUCUUAGCUCAGCGGAUCGAAAGUGAUUCUUGUUGCGGAUUUUCACCGAUUUUCCACCCAAAGCCUCCAAUCAAGAUGCUGACCAACCAGAUCCAGCAGGCCGUCCGGAUGAUGGGUGCUCAGGCGCGCCGCAACUACGGUGUGACCGCCGUCGUCAUGUCCAAGGCGACCGACCCGAUCCAGCAGCUGUUCGUCAACAAGCUGCGCGACUACGCCACCAAGAGCAAGAGCGCUGGCGGCAAGCUGGUCGACGCCUCGCCGGAGAUCGAGCGCGAGCUCAAGCAGGAGCUGGAGAAGCUGGCCAAGACGUACGGCGGCGACGGCGGUGCCGACAUGACCGCCUUCCCGUCCUUCAAGUUUGAGGAGCCCAAGCUGGGACCGAUCAACUCGAGCAGCAGCUAAGCUAAUUAGCUUCCGGCUUCGGUUGGAUGAGAUGCUUUUUCGUGAGGAAUAAAAGAAACAAAACAGCGUUUAGGUGGUUAAUUGAA
Culex quinquefasciatus (southern house mosquito) is the source of this 553-nucleotide messenger RNA. It is a transcript of the gene ATPsynCF6, whose product is annotated as ATP synthase-coupling factor 6, mitochondrial. The record is from RefSeq and is a predicted model, not a curated record. The transcript is spliced from 3 exons. Gene Ontology annotation, biological process: proton motive force-driven ATP synthesis. The coding region runs from base 141 to 467 and encodes 108 amino acids. Gene Ontology annotation, molecular function: proton transmembrane transporter activity. NCBI's taxonomy places the organism in Eukaryota, Metazoa, Arthropoda, Insecta, Diptera, Culicidae.